UCUCGCCUCCCAACACAGAAGAUUUAAUUUACCUCUGACCCGUCCUGUGACACAUUUUCUGUCAGUAAACAGAGUUACAUAAAAUAGGACGCUACACCUGGACUUCGUCAUAUCUCCUUGAUUUCUGCACCGUCUCUUUUACACAACUGACAAGAUGGCAGGACGUGACAAAGCUUCAGACCAGCUCAAAGAAUUCAAGAAAACCCAAACAAAGGAGGAUGUUUUGACAACAGGAACAGGGGCCCCGGUGGGUCUUAAGACAGCCACCAUGACAGUGGGGCCCAGGGGACCCGUUCUUCUCCAGGACUUUGUUUUUACUGAUGAAAUGGCUCACUUCAAUCGUGAAAGAAUCCCAGAAAGAGUGGUUCAUGCUAAAGGAGCAGGAGCGUUUGGAUACUUUGAGUGUACCCACGACAUAACAAAGUACACAAAAGCUAAACCGUUUGAAUUUGUUGGCAAGAAGACUCCUCUGGCCGUGAGAUUCUCAACUGUUGGUGGAGAGAGUGGAUCAGCUGACACAGCUCGUGACCCUCGAGGAUUUGCCGUGAAGAUGUACACAGAGGAAGGAAACUGGGAUUUGGUGGGAAACAACACACCCAUCUUCUUCAUCAGAGAUCCCAUGCUGUUCCCAAGCUUUAUCCACACCCAGAAAAGGAACCCACAGACACAUCUCAAGGACCCUGACAUGUUCUGGGACUUCAUCACCCUGAGACCGGAAACGACUCACCAGGUGUCCUUCCUGUUCUCCGACAGAGGCACGCCUGAUGGUUACAGAAGGAUGAACGGAUAUGGAAGUCACACAUUCAAACUUGUCAACAGUCAAGGCAACCCUGUCUACUGCAAAUUCCACUGGAAGUGUGACCAAGGCAUUAAGAAUCUGAUGGCGGAUAAAGCUGCACAGCUGGCCACAGAUGAUCCUGAUUAUGCCAUCAGAGACCUUUACAACCACAUCAGUGAAGGAGACUUCCCCUCAUGGACCCUCAAAAUUCAGGUCAUGACCUUUGAGGAGGCAGAAAAAUUCAGAUACAAUCCAUUUGACCUUACCAAGAUUUGGCCACAAGGAGAAUUCCCCUUGAUUCCAGUUGGAAGAAUGGUUUUGAACAGAAACCCAAAGAACUACUUUGCUGAAGUGGAGCAGAUUGCCUUUUCACCAGCUCACAUGAUACCUGGAGUGGAGGCCAGUCCAGACAAAAUGUUACAGGGUCGACUAUUUUCCUACUCUGACACCCACAGACAUCGUCUUGGCAGUAAUUACCUACAGUUACCUGUUAACUGUCCAUUCAAUGCCAGGACCAAGAAUUACCAGAGGGAUGGGCCUCAAUGCGUGGACGACAAUCAAGGUGGUGCACCAAACUACUUCCCCAACAGUUUCUCUGGGCCCUUGGAUAAUCCAUCUUCAUUAGAGAGUGAGUUUUCCAUCAAUGGUGAUGUCAAACGCUACAACACAGCAGAUGAGGACAACUUCUCCCAAGUUGGUGUCUUCUGGAGAAAGGUUCUGAAGCCUUCAGAGAGACAGAGAUUGGUGGAAAACAUUGCUAAUCAUGUUAUCAAUGCCUCAGAAUUCCUGCAAAAGAGAGUGAUCAAGAAUUUCAGCCAGGCAGAUCCAGAAUAUGGCCGUGGAAUUCAGGAGGUUCUCGACAAACUCAAGGCCCAGAUGAAAUCAAAGAGUGGAGUACCUGCUCAGCUGUAAAGUGAUCCAGACUGUGUAUAAUGAGACAGAGUGAUAAUGUAUAGGGCCGGCUAGUAUUGAUCCUGGAUUUUACAGGAACUAAUCAUCUCUUUUGAUAAUAGUGUUGUAAUCCUCAACAAUUGUGAUGAAUCAACAAAUAUUUCCUAAUUGAUUAUCCAGAUAUGUAUUAUAUGUGGGUUUUUUUAAAUGCAUUUUUAAUCAUUAAUAACAAUGACAUACUGUCCGUAACAUGUGUUUUGCUGUAAGAUUUUUCUACUAUUAAGUUAUAACAUGAAGUAGAUUUGAUAUAUAUAGUACACAAUGACUUCAGAAUAUAUUCGUAUGAUAGUUUUGAUGAAUGUUUCUGAUUUAGAAUUAUUAUUUUUGUACCAAAUCACAACACUGUAGUUUGACCAUUUUAUUGUGCUUCCUGGUGUAGAUUUCCUGAAAUUCAUUUUCCUGUUUAAGCUGACAAAACAUGAUAAUGACAAUGUAAUGUUUAUUAUGUAAUGUAUACAUAGAUAUCGUGUGACUCAAUGAUAGAUAAAAAUUGUGUAUGGUUUUUGUUACAUCAUCUUUUGAUUGUAUUCUCUGAAAUCUGUCAAAAGUGAUUAUUAAUGAAUAUUUCAAAUUUA
Saccostrea echinata is the source of this 2304-nucleotide messenger RNA. Its product is annotated as catalase-like. Gene Ontology annotation, biological process: response to hydrogen peroxide; hydrogen peroxide catabolic process. NCBI's taxonomy places the organism in Eukaryota, Metazoa, Mollusca, Bivalvia, Ostreida, Ostreidae. Gene Ontology annotation, cellular component: cytoplasm; mitochondrion; peroxisome. The record is from RefSeq and is a predicted model, not a curated record. Bases 155 to 1690 code for a protein of 511 amino acids. The transcript has 12 exons. Gene Ontology annotation, molecular function: heme binding; catalase activity.